GACACUGCUUCUUUCCUCACGGCACAAAUAUAUACUCUCACACUCACCCUCUCUGUAAGGAAAACCGACGUUGGGGGUUUAGGGUUCUUGCGUGGAAUCGAAGAUGUCUCAGUCCGGAAAGUUGACGCCGAAUCUCGAUCAACAGAGCACUAAGAUGCUCAAUCUCACCGUGCUUCAGCGAAUCGAUUCCUUCAUCGAGGAGAUUUUGCUGACUGCUGCGCAUGUCACGUUCUACGACUUCAACAUCGCCAGCCAGCAAUGGAGUCGCAAGGAUGUGGAAGGAUCUCUGUUUGUGGUUAAGAGGAAUGCUCAACCUCGGUUCCAGUUCAUUGUAAUGAAUCGGCGUAACACAGAUAAUCUAGUGGAGAAUCUACUUGGUGAUUUUGAAUAUGAAGUUCAGAAACCAUACCUGUUGUAUCGUAAUGCUUCUCAAGAAGUUAAUGGCAUUUGGUUUUACAAUCCAAAGGAAUGCGAGGAUGUUGCUAAUCUGUUUAGUAGGAUACUUAACACAUACUCCAAGGUUCCCUCAAAGCCAAAAGUACCUUCAAGCAAAAGUGGGUUUGAGGAACUUGAAGCAGUUCCUAGCAUCUCGGGGAUAGAAGACCAGUUGGAGCCAUCAUCAACUACUUCAACUGCCGCUGAUGCUUCUGAAGAUUCAUUCCUUGCUAAUUUUUUUGGUGCAGCACCAGGUCAUGGAACUACUGUUCCAAAUGUAACAAAUUUGAGACAGCCCUAUCAUUCUUCUUCAACCAUACCACUUGUGUCCCAUUCACGAAGUCUUGUCUCCUCACAUGCCCCUGUUCCACUUGCCCCAUCCCUUUCACUUUCGAUUUCACAUGCUCCAACUAGUCUUCAGGAAACUUCUGAUCCCAUAAGCAGUAAUAAUCCAAUACCUAAUCUCGUGAAGCCCUCCUCAUUUCUUGCACCACCCUCAUUGGCAUCCUCACUUGUAAUGCCACCUUUCUCUUCAUCAGGUCCAAAUACUGGUUUUCAUCCACCUCUAACUUUGCAUCGUCAACAUAGUACCCCAGUGCCUCAGCCUUUUCCACCGCCAACUCCACCUCAGUCUCUUACUCCUAUCAGUUCAUCUAUGAAUCAUGGAACUCUAAUUAGCAGAGACAAAGUUCAAAAUGCACUUUUGUUACUUGUUCAGGAUGAUCAUUUCAUUGACAUGUUCUGCCAGGCAUUGCAGAAGGUGUAAAUUCUUGAGCCACUUUAAAGCAGCAACAGACUUAGGCAGAUUCUGUAGAGAACUGAAUGCUUGUAAAAAAAAAAAGGGAGAAAAGAAAACGAAAGAAAGAAAGAAAGAAAAAAAAGAACAAGCUUUUGUAUAUCUCAUGUGCUGCUAUCUCACAAAUAAUUGCAAAACAAGACCUUUCUGUCCUAUACUCAUCUGGUUCGAGAAAGUUGCUGCCUUCAGCUUCACUUGUCGCUUGGAAGCAUCAGAAGUUUGGCUUAAUAACUGAGUCUGUUUCCAAUGUGUGUAAUAGUAGUGGUAGCGAUGUCUUUUCCUUAUGUUUGACUGUUCAAGUUGUAUGAUGCCAGUAUCACAGAUUGUUUAGGAUUAUGCUAGUAUCAUCCUAGUACUAACUAAUCUAGUAAGACAUUAUGACAUAAAUAGAGAAGUUAGCUUUUGGAGGAAUUGGAGUUUUUCUGUGUCUUAUUUAGGGAUAUUGAGGCAGUCAUGAUCCGGAAAUGGUUGGAUUCGUUUAUGUUUUCCCUUACAGAACACUCCUGCACAUGCUUGCUCGCACAUGCAACCAGCCAGCCAGUCGGUAUACAAACAAGCAUGUAGAUGUGCGCCCUGGCACGCCUAAAUGGGCAUCCU
Rubroshorea leprosula is the source of this 1828-nucleotide messenger RNA. Lineage: Eukaryota; Viridiplantae; Streptophyta; Magnoliopsida; Malvales; Dipterocarpaceae. The record is from the annotation of a GenBank genome assembly.